Messenger RNA from Gorilla gorilla gorilla (western lowland gorilla), 640 nucleotides. RefSeq names its product MORN repeat-containing protein 5-like. The record is from RefSeq and is a predicted model, not a curated record. NCBI's taxonomy places the organism in Eukaryota, Metazoa, Chordata, Mammalia, Primates, Hominidae. The transcript has 3 exons. The coding region runs from base 47 to 472 and encodes 141 amino acids.
CAAAUCCAAGUACAUCCUCCCUACCGAAACAAUAUAUGUUGGGGAAAUGAAGGAUGGCAUGUUUCACGGCGAAGGAACCCUGUACCUCCCCAGUGGAAGCCAAUACGAUGCCAUUUGGGAAAACGGAUUGGCCAUAAAGGGCACAUAUACCUUCGUAGAUGGGCUGCACUAUGAUGAGAAGAACUGGCAUUACUGCGACGGCUAUGAUCGGAGGUUUUACACAGAGAUCCUCAAUGGCUUGAAGCCUGCAGGUAUGGCUCAACUCACCAAUAUGGACCCACCUAGAAAAAUCCCCAGGGGCUAUUACGAUUGUGGAGAUGGCUUCUAUAACCCAGUCACGAGGGUAGUCAAGGGCUAUAGGAACCGCUUUCUAAGAAACACAGGUAGGUUUCUUCCGACACUGCAGCACGUUUUCUCUUCACCCACAUAUAAGUAUGUGCAUCUGUAUGUACAAAUGUAUGCACACACUUGACGAGAAAGAAGCUUUUGCUGAUAGAAGAUGAAAGUUGAUUACCUGGAUGUUUUAUUUUUUGGACUUCUCGUGGCUGGCAAAUCUGUACAUAGUCCUAGAGUGAGGUAAAAGGACAUUCGUGGUCUAGCUGUGACGGCACAUAAAUGUCGCACUGAAAGGAUUAAGGUA